GGAGGAAGACAACGAAAUUUGUGCAGGGAAUCGUUUUGAAGCCGGCGAAAGGGGCUGCAGGGUUUAGGCGCAGCUCUGCCUGUGAGGGGAAAUCAGCCUUUAGUUUUUUUGUAUUUAUGCCCUCGCUGUUUGACUGCCGUGUCCAGUGAAGGGACGGAACAUUCCUCUGAGAAUCAGCGUCCGGCCGGAGCGCGGGGCGGUGCCAAACCGGAGAUGGCGGCCGUGUGGCGGCGUGUCUUCUCCUCGGCGGCGGCUGGUGGCCGAAUCGGGCUUUGGGCGCGGCUCCGGGACUCCAGAGCGGGCUUGUGGAUGCAGAGUCUACUGAUUGAUUACCGAGAGGCAUGUAAGGAGCUCGUUGUGGGAGCCAGGGAUAACCCGGGCAAAGCAGCCUUCUACUGCCUGCUCCUGGCCGGAGCGGGCACCUGCGCCUACAACAGCCCUACAGACAGAUCCUUCCAAGCUGCGCUGAUGGAGUCGUCGAACCAACUGCUGCUCCUCUCCCCCUGGGUUCGGAGUGGUCGAGCAGAUCAGCACGUCCAGAAGCUGAUUACAAUGCAGAACCAGGGCCGUCUCCGUCACCAGAGCCUGGUCCUCUUCUCCCUGAUGUACGCAGCUCCUUAUGAUGCAGACACCAGCAUCUACGAUGCACAGUGCAAGUACCUUGUGCCACGCUGGUCAGACUUCCCGAGCAGGGUUUUAGAUGUUGGGUUUCUUGGCAGGUGGUGGGUACUUGGCUCAAAGAUGAAAGACUGGGACAUCAACGAUGACGAGUUUGCCCACUUGCCCCCUGAGCUCCAAAAGGUCACCUCUCAGAAUCUUCACUCAGCUGAGAACGAGAGACUGUUUGAGUUAAAGUUCCAGCCUGUUGUUCUUCAGGAGGAGGACAUACAGGAGAGAGGAAGCGGCUGACGGGCGCUGCGUGUGGGCCACAGCGUGAAACAACACACCUACUUGUGUCUUCGAAUAGAACAGCACAGAGGCAGCCCUUUGGCCCACCAGGACUCUGCUGGCCGUGGUGCCAAACUGUACGGGGUCUGUAUCCCUCCGUUCCCAGACCAUUCGUGUGUCUUUCUAAAUGUCUCGUAAGAUCUGCAGUCCACUUCCUCACCUCUCUGGCCCUCUUUGUUGGUAAAGUUCGAAGGCACACUGCUGUAAGAUUAUUUACAAAAUAAACAGUAAUGAAGAGAUUGUGUUGCAAUGUGGUGUGAACCUAUUAUGAAGCACACUACCUAACACCUCCCCACUCAAGACUGUUGAACAAGUGAUUGACCUGAAUUCUGCAUAUUCUGUCACCCCUCUCCUCUAUUUAUCCC
Molecule: messenger RNA, 1313 nt
Organism: Mobula hypostoma (lesser devil ray)
Lineage: Eukaryota; Metazoa; Chordata; Chondrichthyes; Myliobatiformes; Myliobatidae
Gene: timm29
Product: translocase of inner mitochondrial membrane 29
Exons: 2
Coding region: 214-909 (231 amino acids)
Biological process (GO): protein insertion into mitochondrial inner membrane
Cellular component (GO): TIM22 mitochondrial import inner membrane insertion complex
Source: RefSeq, a predicted model, not a curated record